UAGGUCCCAGGCGGUUGUCCUUGUGCAACCAGCUGUUCAACUCCUUCCGUGGUCAAGUGGGUUGGAGUUCCAGAAACCUACAGAAUGCAGACAAGUGAAAAUACUAAUGCCACUACAGAGGGAGAUAAUUCAUUUUUGGAUUUUUUAAACACUUCUGAUACGGAUAAUGAUGAAUUGAAAGAUGUUGAAAAGGAAGUGAAAGAAACUCAGGAGGAUGAUACAGCCAAUGAUGAAGCCUCUUCAUUAACACUUUCUAUUACAAAUGUUGUUGUAAUGGCUAGUAUGAAGUGUCAUUUACGCUUGAAAGAAAUAGCCAGAACUAGUGUUGAUGUUGAAUAUAAAGCUCUUCAAAAUCAUGUUAUAAUGCGUUUACGAUCCCCGUAUACAGUGGCGACAAUUUGGUCUAGCGGAAAAAUAUGGUGUACUGGAGCUAACUCACUUGUCAAGGCAAAAGUUGGCGCACGGCGUAUUGCUAGACGAAUAGCAAAAUGUGGUUUCCCGUGCCAUUUCAGUAAAUAUCGUGUCGUGAAUAUUAUGGCUACUUGCAGACUACCUUUUGGUGUGAGAUUAGCAGAUCUAGUUAGAGAAAGACCGAUGCAAAUGAGUUAUGAACCUGAGUUAUCUCCUGGUCUCACCUUUAAAAUUGAUCCUAAUUCAAGUACAUCUCUUAAACUUUUUUCCACAGGACGCAUUGUUAUUAUGGGUUCAAGUUUGGAUGCAAUUGGUUCACUGGUCGAAGAAUUAGUCCCCAUAGCUGCAUUGCAUCAAACUGAUGAACCUAUACCAGAUGCUGAAGAUAUUCCUGACAAUGAUGAAACUCGAGCAGCUUUAAAAGCAGCUCGAUACAUGAAUAUGAUGCCAGACGAUGGAUUCGGUGGCUUAGCCUAUCAUGUUGAUGAGGAAUAUGGGAAUAGCGAUGGAAGUGAUGGUUUUGAGUAUGUUGUACGCAAUGGCUUUUCAACAGAUGAUUCUACUGAUAGUGGAGCUUCUAUUGACAGUGGAGGUGUCAGUACUAAACCGAAGCGUUAUGUUAAACGUAGAAUACGCAUACCUGACUCCACUUCAUCCUUUUCUAAACUACGAGGUUAUAAUUCAAUGCAGUCUGGACCUCCGCUUCAUUUAAUGACCCCCAGAGAAGCUGCUAGUUUAGCUUACGCUAAACGUAUUGCUGGAGAUGUUGAAGGAGCUCGUGGUAUAGUGGCAGCAGCUGGUGAAUUAAGACGUCAUCAUGAAUUACUACAGAGUUCAGGUCGAAAUAUCGUAUCAAACAAUGUCCAAAGAGAAGCUCGUUCAAAUUUCCCUCAGAAUGAUCCUACAUGGUGUCGAAAAGCAGUAGCCUCGGGUUCUACUAAGCGUGCAUGCGUUGUCACCUAUUCUGGAACAGAGGAUAGUGAAACACAAGAUACUGGUAGUAAUCCUGAACUGCAUAAUCAAGUUUUUCUUCAACCUACUGUUUCUUUACUUGAACAACAUCAACAACAGUUAUUACAGCAGGCACAAAUCUCUCAACAACAACAGGUUAAGUUUAUCCAUACACCCUCUAUGAUUUCAUCAUUAAAUCCUCCAAACACUGUCCCAGUAUCUACUGUAAUUACUCCAAUGAAUACAGUUUCCAAUUCUCUCCAAUAUGUUUAUAUUAAACCAUCUACAAGUCUUGGACAAACUGUUUAUAAUAAUAAUGUACUUCCUACUGCUCAACCAACUAUGCACUUUUCUACUACACCACAGUCGAUAACACCGAUGCAAACUAAUUCCCCGCUAAUGCGUCUGUCUAUGCCUACAUCAGUUGGUAUAGUGAAUGGGCAAAAUCUUCAAACAACUGUAACAUCAUCCUCUUUGUCGUCGUCAUCACCAGCAGCAGCAGCAGCUACUGUUUACCCAGUCCGUUUAUCCCAAAACACUCCAACUAAUGUUAUCUCACAAAAUGAUGGAAAGAUAAUAACUUUUACUACUGGUGCCGUUGCCGGGGCCGCCAGUAACAAUCCGAAUCAAUUGAUAGGCUUUACCAAUACACCUUCUCAAAUUUAUCCCAAUAUCUAUCAUCAAUUUGGUUCAUCAAAUUCAAUAGUCUCUGGUCAGACUACACCAUAUAUCUUAGGAUCUUCUGUUUUCACGACAGCAACCACAUCAUUUCAUCCUCAAUUGUCGAUGUCAUCAUCAUCAUCAUCAUCAAAUAUCUUGGUUGGAUCAUCUCCUCCUAUACAACCAUACUACUAUCAACAGCAGCAACAACAACAACAGACAAUAGGAACUGUUAAUCCACUCCUCCCAUAUACGCCAACUUAUGUUUAUCAAUAUCCUGGUGGAUUUAUAUAAGAGGAAAUUUGCACAAAGGCAGGCUUGUUGUUGUGGUUGUUGUUGUCGUUGUUGUCGGUUUUAAAGUGAACAGCUUAUCUUUUACAACUACCACUUGUAAAUAGGUUCUUUGUAUCAGUGUGUGUGUGUAUAUGUAGGCGCCAAUACACACACACACGCAGUGGCGUGUCUCCCCUCUGAUUUUAAACAAAAUAAUUAAACUUGAUUGCCAUCUUUGUUGAGUGUGUGUUUACCCGCCCCCCCCCGCCCUCACAUUAGUAGUAUUCCUUUUUAUCCUAAGUCUAUAUUUUAUUUUUGAUUUCAAUCAAUCAGAAUUUCCUCACUUGUAAUUUGUUGUAUUCAAUAAUUUUGUAAAAGCAUUUGGAUGAAUCGACGCCGACGUUUUCCAAAAAAAAAAUUAAUCUUUCACCUUGUACACACACACACACACACAGACUCUGUCUCUACAACAGCUGUACUGUUCUCAUCCUUACUACUUUCCACUACUACGACAACUACUACUACUAAUAUUGGUCUGUAAGUAGUAUCGAUAGUAUUUGUAAUAUUCAUUGGUAUUCCAUAGAUAACGAGAUGUAUAUGUAUGCAUCGGUUUUAUCUACACUUGCAUUUACUUUUAAUAUUAUUAUUAUUAAUAUUAUUAAUAUUAUUAUUAUUAUUUUAACUUUGACUUGAUUUAUAUAAUGAAAUUAGGAUAUCUAGG
Molecule: messenger RNA, 3016 nt
Organism: Trichobilharzia szidati
Lineage: Eukaryota; Metazoa; Platyhelminthes; Trematoda; Strigeidida; Schistosomatidae
Source: the annotation of a GenBank genome assembly